Salvia miltiorrhiza (redroot sage) is the source of this 2945-nucleotide messenger RNA. RefSeq names its product formin-like protein 8. Bases 411 to 2801 code for a protein of 796 amino acids. The transcript is spliced from 2 exons. The record is from RefSeq and is a predicted model, not a curated record. Gene Ontology annotation, molecular function: actin filament binding. Gene Ontology annotation, biological process: actin nucleation; actin cytoskeleton organization. Lineage: Eukaryota; Viridiplantae; Streptophyta; Magnoliopsida; Lamiales; Lamiaceae.
GUAAGAUUGCACUAAUGCUACCAAUUCAACACCGAAACUUGGUUAAGAUGAAAUCGCGAAGGUUUCCACCGCCACCGAUUCCCACAAAUUACAUUAAAUUACCGUAAUCAAGUAGUUUACUUUUGAUCGCGAAGCUUUCCACGGCUACCCAUUCACAGAAUUAACAAUAAAUUAACCCUAAUUAGUUUACUCGGUCGGCCGUCACGAAAGAUUAAAAAAUCGAACGGAAGGGUAUUUCGGUCAUUGCAGCGAGGAAGGCCUCUGUACCAAAUCAACCACCACCUGCUCUCGUUUGACACUUUCAGCAACCAAACCAAACAAAACUAAAAGAAAAGAAAAACACAAGGAUCAUCAAGCAAUGAUCAAAACACAACGCCAUUCAACUCUCCGAUUUCUUACAACCUUUGAUCAUGGCUGCAGCAACGUUUCUUUGCUUCUUCAUCUUCCUCAUCAUCUCUCAUAUUCCAGAAUCUUCAUCUCAACAGAACAUCGAGACCUUCUAUCCAUUUUCUCCACCGCCUCUUCCGUCGAUCGUUCAGCCGCCGGCGACUCCGGGCCCGCCUAGCUCCCUCCCUCCACCAACCGGCCCAGCAGUUGUGCCGCCGCGUAGGUCGUCGACGAAGGCGGCGGUGGGGAGGGCAAUAGGCGUGACGGCUGCGAGCACCGUGGUGUUGUCAGGGCUUCUUCUAUUUCUGCUCUUGAGGUAUAAUUCGCGGCGGAAGAGGGAGGAAAGUCCUCCGUCCGCUGCCGCCGCUGGUGGUGCAAAUGGGAGGAGCAAUGGUGUGGCGCCGCAGAGCAGCUUUACGCGAUACGGCGGUAAUGUGAAGGGGCUGAUUGUUGACGAGAAUGGUUUGGAUGUGCUAUAUUGGAGGAAUUUGCAGGAGGGAGAAAACCAGAGUGGUUACAAGAAACAGAAUUUCAAGAGCUUGAGAGAGGAGCAGCAAGAAGAGGAGAAGAGAAUUGUGAGUGAGAGAGAGAGAGAGCGGAAGAGCAAACCGCCGGUGCAAGAAGUUCCUCUGCUUAGAGGCCAAUCUUCCACUUCUCAGAGUCUGAUUUGGGCAGCAGAAAAAGAUGUUGACGUCAUUGACAAAGCACCUUCAUUUUCAAACGGUGUUGCUCUUAAGGUUGAGAAGCAAGCUUCAUCAGUUAAACUUACGCCGCCGCCGCUUCCUCCGCCGCCAGGAGCGCCGUGGCUGCAGCCCUCGCGAGUCUCUGCAGCUGUAGCACCAGCAGCGGCGGUGGUUGCGGCAAUACCUAAUGAGAAAACGAAGGCACCAACACCACCUCCGCCACCGCCUAUUCCAUCAAACAAAGGUCCUGCUCCACCGCCGCCACCAGCAGCAGCAAUGAAGCCACCUCCGCCUAAUAAGCGUUCGUCUUCAAGCGGAGAAAGCUCUGCGAGUGAGAAGGUGAAACUGAAGCCGUUGCACUGGGAUAAGGUGAAUCCAAACGUGGAGCAUUCCAUGGUGUGGGACAAAAUCGACAAGGGCUCAUUCAAGUUUGACGGAGACCUAAUGGAAGCCCUCUUCGGGUCGGUGGCCGUGAACAGAAAAUCCCCUCGCGGCGGCGACACCCAAUCAGCAAGUCCACUAAGCAACAAAUCCGGGCCGCCGUCGCAGAUAUUCAUCCUCGACACUCGAAAAUCACAGAACACGGCCAUCGUGCUCAAAUCCCUCUCCCUCUCCCGCAAGGAAAUCAUCGACGCUCUAAUCCAAGGCCGAGGCCUAAGCGGCGAUACAAUUGAGAAACUCACCAGAAUCGCGCCAACUGAAGAAGAGGCCUCCGAAAUCGCCGCCUUCCACGGCGAUCCCACGAGGCUCGCGGACGCGGAGUCCUUCCUCUUCCACCUCCUCAAAUCCGUCCCCACCGCCUUCAGCAGGUUCAACGCCAUGCUCUUCCGAUCAAACUACGACUCCGAGGUGUCCAACAUCAAGGAAUCGUUCAAGGCGCUGGAAGCAGCCUGCAAGGAAUUGCGAACUCGCGGACUCUUCUUGAAGCUUCUAGAAGCAGUGCUCAAAGCCGGCAACCGGUUAAAUGCGGGGACGUCCAGAGGAAAUGCGCAAGCUUUCAAUCUCACGGCUCUCAGGAAACUCUCCGACGUCAAGAGCUCCGAUGGGAAGACCACGCUGCUUCAGUUCGUCGUGCAGGAAGUCGUCCGCGCCGAGGGGAAGCGCUGCGUGCUCAACAGGAACCGUAGUCUCAGCAGCAACGGCGGCGGUGGCGACGCCGCUGUUUCCAAAGACGAGAGAGAGAGAGACUACAUGAUGCUGGGUUUGCCCGUCAUCGGCGGCCUCAGCGCCGAGUUUUCGAACGUGAAGAAGGCGGCGACGUUGGACUACGACGCUCUUGCGAAAUCCAUCUCCGCAUUAGCCGCGCAGGUGAGCAAAACAAGGAACGUGGUGCAGCAAUGCGGCGGAGGAGGGUUUGCGCGCGAAAUGAAUGGGUUUGUGGAUACGGCGGAGUUGGAGAUGAGAGUGGUGAGAGAGGAGGAAGCGAGGGCGAUGGAGCUGGUGAAGAAGACGACGGAUUACUAUCAGGCUGGAGAUAAAGGGGCGAAUCCGUUCCAGCUGUUCGUCAUCGUUAGGGAUUUCUUGGGGAUGGUUGAUGAGGUGUGUAUAGAGAUUGCGAGGAAUGUGCAAAAGAGGAAAUCGUCGGCGCCCGCGACCUCCUCACUUGCGGGAUCGUCGUCGCCGGGAUCUCCCAGGGUCUUUAGAUUCCCCAAACUGCCGGCCAACUUCAUGUCCGACAACUCCAAGAGCGGCGGCGACACUGAUUCCGACGACAGUGAGUCGGAGGUAUGAUGCGAAUUCGAAUCCCCAGGAGUUGUGUACAGACAAGAAACAAAGAAUUGCUUCUGUUAUUUGAUUUUUGCAAAUGUAACAUUCUUAUUCAAUCGUUAUCAUUAGUUUGCACAGAAGAGAAAUUAAAUGGUCCGAUAUUAUUCA